UUUCGCCAACCCCUACAUGAGAAUUGUAUACAUGUUAGGGAAGUAUUUCUGAUCUCAAAUAAUGUUUGUAUGUUGUUUAUGUGAUGGUUUUCGCGCGUCUUAUGUGUUGUGCGUAGUUUGUGGUGUGAUUUAUUUAUGAGAGCUGAAAUAUCAGAUUAAUAAAUAAAAUGUGGGAUUCGAAAAGUUACGGCAGUGAACAAGGUGGAUUUUUCAACUCUCCAUCCCAGUUUACAUCUCCAGCAGAAAAACAAGGCAAGACAGCACGACGAGUCCAAAAUAUUGUCCCAGUUACAGUACGUCAGAUCCUGGAAAGUCAUGAUGAUGGUCUCAAAAUUGGAAGUAUGGAUAUACAUAUGUUUAGUCUUGUUGCCUUGGUUCGACGUGUUGAAGUAACUUCAACUAAGGUAACUUAUCUAUUAGAUGACUGCACAGGUGGCAUCACUGGAGUCUUCUGGCUGGAGUCUACAGAUGGGGAAGAGCAGCAGGCAAUUCCAAUUGUGGUUGAAAACACGUACUGUCAUGCGUAUGGCUCUGUGAGAACAAAUCAAGGGAAGAAACACAUUUUUUUGUUCAGAAUCGUGAAUCUUAGCAACUUGAAUGACCUAACAAAACACAUCCUGGAGGUGAUGUACAGCAAUUUAAAAAUUGAGAAAAUAGAAACUUCUGAGAUUACUAUGAAAUCGUGCACAGACAGCAAUACUGGUUUGACAAAUUCAUUUGUGUCAACUUCAGUUUCUGCUCAAGCAGUUGGUUUCAGUCCUCAGCAGAAUUUUGUGUACACCAUAAUAUCAAAAUGUAGCAGAGACAUUGGAACACACAAGGAUGAGGUUAUUAAUGCACUGGCUUCGAAGAUGUCUUCAAAAGAAGUAAUGAAAGUUAUAGAAUUCCUAAGCAAUGAAGGUCACAUCUACACAACCAUUGAUGAUGAUCACUUCCGCUGCACAGAUAACUGACAUGUUUAAAGGUCCAGAAGGAGAGUGUGGAACAUUUCUACAGAAAAUGCAGUUUCUAUACAUCAACUUUAAUUCUACCAGAAUUUUGGCAGCUGUUACCUGUGUGGAAUAUACUUUGGAGAACUGCUCAUGAAUGAUCCAAUGAUAUGUUGAACUGAUAAUGUGGGCAGUAGUAUUAAACAGGCCAUUACAAGCUUAUGAAGAUCAUUGUAAUAAAAUGUACAUGUUGGAUUUUGGGUAAGAUAGGAUCAAGCACCAAAGGGUAUAAAGAUAUUUAUUGUAACAUCAGUAAUCAAAUAACUGCAGACCCUACAGUGGUAUGUGCUUCAUUCUAUCUACUAAUUUUUACAGUAUAGACAUUACCCUGUUGAUGUUAUAUCUUUCGGGUUGUUACAACUUGGGAUACUAACAAACAUACUUCCUUGAGAACCUCAAAUCUCAGACACCACCUUCUUGGCAAUUUGCUUUCUCUGCACCCAUUUACUCAUAUUAUCCCCUUAAGAACCUGUUGCUGAUUCAGAUACUAUACUUCCAUAUCACAGCAGUCUUUUCUACUGGCAAUCGGAGAUCAUAAAGUUACAAAAGGAUUUUCAGCUGUCUGAUGGAGACGUGUAGAACGAAACAUUUUUCUUGAAUGUUGCUUCCUUCAAACCAUACUUUGAGAUAGUGUAGAUUUAUAAUAAAGAUACGGGUUAUGCAAGUCUCACACAGGCAAGGUGAACUUUAUUAUGUUGAGUUUGUAUUAUCAUUUUUUAAAUUAAGGUUGAGGUGGGUUUGAUGCAUGAUACACAGGAAGGAUGAAAUGAAAGUGGAUCAUAAGGCAAUAGAUUGUAAAGAAUUCUUUGUUCAGAAAAGAGUCCAAUUGUGGGUUUUUAGUAGGAAGAACAGCUUAAUAACUACUGACUGUUCAAGCAAGAACAGCAACUUUAUUGUUCUUCAUUUGUCAAUUAUUUUGCUUACAGGAGUUUGAACAAACUUAGUCCAGUGUUGUUCUAUUAUUUAAUAGUUCUCGUUAAAAUAAAAACUACAAACAGCAUAGGAUGUCUGAUAUAUUUAAAAAUAAUGGUGAAUGAGGGUAUUUGCCUCCUUACAUCCCAGGUACCUGCCAUUAUGCAAUCACUUGGAAGUUAUAUCUUCGAAAAAUUUAUGGCUGUCAGCCUCCUUUUGACUUAGGUGGUGGCCGAUACACACCAACCACAACAGCAUGGUCUCGCUCAUAUGGCUCCAAAGUUAUCUGCUCUUGAGGCUUCAGUUUGUCUGCCUGCAGUUUCUUUACUUCUGAUGCAAACACAGCUUCAGGCUGAGCUGUGGAAUCUAUGCAACUGGCCUGAAAAUGAAAUUUCAUUGUACAGUACUGUACACUAAAAGGAUACUUGUUUGUUCUAAACUCACAACAGUGUUCAUCACUAAAGUUCACAUUUAUAUGUCCAGAUAUAAGGGAAAGGUAUUGUCCAUAACAAAUGCAAAUGUAUUAUGAUCAAUAUAACAAUAAAAUUCUGUAUCCAGAAAAAUUACAUUCUGAAAA
Molecule: messenger RNA, 2478 nt
Organism: Zootermopsis nevadensis
Lineage: Eukaryota; Metazoa; Arthropoda; Insecta; Blattodea; Termopsidae
Gene: RPA2
Product: Replication protein A2
Biological process (GO): DNA replication; nucleotide-excision repair; double-strand break repair via homologous recombination
Cellular component (GO): chromosome, telomeric region; DNA replication factor A complex; site of double-strand break
Molecular function (GO): single-stranded DNA binding
Source: RefSeq, a predicted model, not a curated record